Molecule: messenger RNA, 660 nt
Organism: Pieris napi
Lineage: Eukaryota; Metazoa; Arthropoda; Insecta; Lepidoptera; Pieridae
Product: protein PFC0760c-like
Exons: 2
Coding region: 1-660 (219 amino acids)
Source: RefSeq, a predicted model, not a curated record
AUGGAAGAUAAAUACACUGAAGAAACAACGCUGAACGUAACGUCUACUAUGGAAGAUAAUUACACUGAAGAAACAACGCUGAACGUAGAUUCUACUAUGGAAGAUAAUAACACUGAACAAAAAACGCUGAACGUAACAUCUACUAUGGAAGAUAAUGAGACUGAAGAAACAACGCUGAACGUAACGUCUACUAUGGAAGAUAAUUACACUGAAGAAACAACGCUGAACGUAGAUUCUACUAUGGAAGAUAAUAACACUGAACAAAAAACGCUGAACGUAACAUCUACUAUGGAAGAUAAUGAGACUGAAGAAACAACGCUGAACGUAACGUCUACUAUGGAAGAUAAUUACACUGAAGAAACAACGCUGAACGUAGAUUCUACUAUGGAAGAUAAUAACACUGAACAAAAAACGCUGAACGUAACAUCUACUAUGGAAGAUAAUGACACUGAAGAAACAACGCUGAACGUAACGUCUACUAUGGAAGAUAAUGACACUGAAGAAACAACGCUGAACGUAACGUCUACUAUGGAAGAUAAUUACACUGAAGAAACAACGCUGAACGUAACGUCUACUAUGGAAGAUAAUUACACUGAAGAAACAACGCUGAACAACAAUCCACUUCGAAGAAAGAUGAACUCGCUGCAGAAUCUAUGUUAA